AUGGCUGCCAUGUUCCUGAGGUGUGGCUCCCACCCCCUAUCGGCCGCGGAAAUCCCACCCACCCUCAGUCCAAGCCCAGCCUCCAGGAAGCCUCCCUCAACUGCACACUGCCCCAAGUGUCUCCUGUGGCGGCCCCCAAGCCCCCCCAGAGACUCGCAGCCAGUCACGGAGAUGCACAGUAUGACCCAGCAACGGUGGGAUCCCCAGGCCCAGGACGCAUCUGGGCUCCAGCCCAUGUGGUUUUCAGAGGCAGAACCAGAAGGAGGAAUCGGCUCAAGCUUUCCACCAGGAGCCACUGGCCAGUUCUGUUCUUCGUCCUUGCCCAACCGAGAAGUCUGGUCAUUCCUCAAAGCCAUUCCUUCAAUUCCAGAUGAGGCCGUGGUCAAGCAGAAGUCCCCACGUAGUUCCUGGAGGGUUGGCACUCUCCGCCAUGGGAAGCGAGUCAACGCCAUUGCCAUCAGCAGUGUUCCACGCCACGUGUACACGUGUGGCACUGGCUACAUCAGGGUGUGGGAUGAAAAUGCUUUGCACGCUUCAGACAGAGCCCCCCAGGCCCAGAUGGACUUUCAGGACCCUCGGAAUCGUGUCCUCACGUGCAAGCUGUUCCCUGAUGAGCAGAGCCUGAUCACGGGGGGAAUGGCCAGGGCACUAACUCUCUGGGACCUGGCACCCACCCCCCAAAUCAGGGCCCAGAUGGCCUCCACGGGCCCCAUGUGCUACUCCUUGGCCCUUUCCUCUGAUGCCCACAUCUGCUUGGCUUCUUUCAAAGGGUUCGUGGAGAUUUGGGAUGUGCAGAACCAAAUCUUGAUUAGGAAGCAUGACGUGCCCCCCUAUGCAUCGCGCUGUGUGGACAUCACGGGCUUUAAGUUCUGGACAGGUGGUGAAGACACCAUCCUCUAUUCCUGGGACCUCAGGAGCUACCAGAAGUUGCAGCAACACAACUUAUGCCACGAGAUCCUCAGCAUUACCCAUGACCCCAGUGAGGAAUGGGUGCUGGCAGGCUUGAAGAUGAGCGAUGUCGUCAUCCUCCAUGCUCACCGGGAGGAGAAGUAUAAAGCUGUGGUCCAAAGAUACACUCAACACCACAACCUCAAGUUCGCAUCUUGUGGGACCUAUUUUGUGGCCACAUUGGAUGACAUGAUCCACUGCUUAGCGGCGCCCUCUCUGAGAAGGUUGUUCCAGGCAGAGGAGUGUUAUGACAUUCUGUGUUGUGAUGUGUCCUCUGAUAAUCAGUAUCUGGUCACGGGCUCCAAGGAAAAUGCCACAGUAUACCAGCUCUUGUAUUGA
Meriones unguiculatus (Mongolian gerbil) is the source of this 1287-nucleotide messenger RNA. It is a transcript of the gene Tle7, whose product is annotated as TLE family member 7. Gene Ontology annotation, cellular component: nucleus; transcription regulator complex. Bases 1 to 1287 code for a protein of 428 amino acids. The record is from RefSeq and is a predicted model, not a curated record. NCBI's taxonomy places the organism in Eukaryota, Metazoa, Chordata, Mammalia, Rodentia, Muridae. Gene Ontology annotation, biological process: negative regulation of canonical Wnt signaling pathway; regulation of DNA-templated transcription. The transcript has 10 exons. Gene Ontology annotation, molecular function: protein binding; transcription corepressor activity.